Molecule: messenger RNA, 4879 nt
Organism: Scatophagus argus
Lineage: Eukaryota; Metazoa; Chordata; Actinopteri; Scatophagidae
Product: probable G-protein coupled receptor 153
Exons: 6
Coding region: 732-2762 (676 amino acids)
Biological process (GO): G protein-coupled receptor signaling pathway
Cellular component (GO): membrane
Molecular function (GO): G protein-coupled receptor activity
Source: RefSeq, a predicted model, not a curated record
GCGUCUGACCCGCGAACGAGCCUGUGCUGUCGUGAGCGCGCGGCAAUCAUGCCUCAUCCGUUGCUCGCCUCGCCAGUAUCGGAGAAUAGAAGAAGAAAUUGGUCUUUUACCUACAAUUAGCGCGUCUUUUCGCGCUCAUGCUGUCGCGCGACUGGCCGCUUCGUUGUGAAGAAGACAUUUUUUUAAAUAUCCAGAUUCGUCGGUAAUUUGUCAUUUUCUCCCUCCCCGUCAAUGAGUCAAAGAGGGUAGAAGAUAGGAGUAGCUACAGCUGUGGUGAUGUGGUGUUUCGGGGCUCACCCUUCAUUUCGCAGGUCAUUCUUUUAAGUCGACGCUGUCGACACUUCCGACGCUGUUCAGUUUGGGGAUGUAAACGCCGGGAAGCCACUUUACCGGAGCUGAACUGAUGUGACUCAACGAGUGUUUUCACCCACCCAGCAACAAUGAGCCGCUACGAGCCUAAGCGUGCUGUGAGAGCCUCAGGCUUGUAAGGGAUCUGGCUCGGCUCUUCCAUCGUCCCCCUCUAACAUCCCACUGUGUCACAUCACUGCCAUGUCCUUUCCCUGCUGUGCCCAUCCCAUGGAGAGUGCACGCUCACCCAGAUAGGAUGCCUGCCUUGCCCGACGCCCUGCAUCCCCUCCUGCCCAUCACCACCUCCUCCUUCUCCUUGUGUGUACCUGCUUUUACCGACAGUUCCUUGCGGCCCCCCAGGCUCCGCCCUGCCCCACUCCAACAUGGGGGAUGAGGUAACUACCAUGAAGGAUGAUGUCAUCAACGCCAACACGCUGGCUUGGCUGGUCUGCUCGGGCGUGUCCAUCUUGGCCAACACUUGGAGCAUCCUUAGCGUCAGCGCCAAGCAGAAAAAGUGGAAACCACUGGAGUUCCUCAUCUGCACGCUGGCAGGCACGCACAUCCUCAACAUGGCCAUCCCCAUCACCAUGUACUGUGUCAUAACGCUGCGCCGUCAGCACUCCAACUACGAGUGGAACGAGGGUCUGUGCAAGGUGUUUGUCUCCACCUUCUACACUCUUACGUUGGUCACCUGCUUCUCCGUGACUUCGCUCUCUUAUCACCGCAUGUGGAUGGUACGCUGGCCUGUAAACUACAGGUUGAGUAACACCAAGAAGCAGGCAGUACAUACAGUGAUGGGCAUCUGGAUGGUCUCCUUCAUCCUGUCCACUCUCCCAGCAGUGGGAUGGCACGACACCAUUGACCGCUUCUAUACCUCCGACUGCCGGUUUAUUGUGACUGAGAUUGGUCUGGGCUUCGGAGUGUGCUUUCUCCUGCUGAUCGGAGGCAGCGUUGCCAUGGGCGUGAUCUGCAUCGGCAUCGCUCUUUUCCAGACCUUCUCCAUUCAGGCGGGCCACAAUGCAGACAAGAACAAGUUCAACGUCCCCACCAUAGUGGUGGAAGAUGCCCAGGGGAAACGCAGGUCAUCCAUCGAUGGAUCGGAGCCUCUCAAGACAUCCCUGCAGAUCACCUACCUGAUCAGUGGUAUCGUUUUCAUCUACGACUUCCUGACUGGCUUCCCCAUACUGGUGGUCAGCUUUGCCAGUCUGAAGUUUGACCGUUCCUACAACUGGAUGGUGUUGUGUGUGCUGUGGUGCUCCAUUGCCCAGUCCAUCCUGCUGCCCAUGUUUCUCUGGGCUUGUGACCGCUAUCGGGCUGACAUCCGCAUGGUGUGGGAGAAGUGCGUCGCCAUCAUGUCCAACGACGACGUGGAUGAGGAAAACAGCCAAGAUGGAGGAAUUCAUGCCGACUUAAUAUAUGACAGACCAUAUGACUAUAGCUCGGCGCCUGAAAUCGUGACGGUAGACCGUAAUGCCAAGUAUGAGUUCUCAACCUUAGAAAGGGGGGUUCUGCAAGGGUAUCCAUUGAGGGAACAACAGGAAGAUAAAAUGCAGUAUUUGCAGGUGCCCCCUACAAGAAGAUACUCCCACGACGAAACCGACAUGUGGACCAGCGACCGGAUCCCCUCAUAUCUUCACAGAUGGGGCUCCACCGAGGACAUGAUAGUGAGUGCCCACUACAGCUCCACCUUACCGCGCCACGAGAGGCGCAGGAGCAGCCUGGUCUCCUACCACGAGGAGAGCCAUCAUCACCAUCAUCCACACCGCAAGCGGCGACGCUCUGAGGACAGCAUGCACUCCCUCAAGCAUCUGCCACGUGUGGUCUGUGGUGGGGAGUGCUAUGAGGAUGAGCUGCGGUGUUUCAGCCGCGAUGAGGUGAUUAACUUUAUAGAUGAGACGCCACUGCCAAGCCCUAGGAAGAGUCCGCGGCGCACAUCCACCAUCUCACUUAUCCCCAAUGUGUAUGAACAGCAGACAGUCAUCCUUCCUCACUUCCCGCUCACAGACUUUGAACGUGAGCCUCAGGCGCUCAGGCGACUCUCAGAGCACAAAAGGAGCAGUAGUCGGGGCAACACGCCUGAGGGUUCCCCCAAACCAGACAGACCUGGUGGAAAGAAGAGCCCCGGGGCUUGUGGCUCUGGUAAAGGCUCCCGGGAGCGCUUGCAAGAUCUGAAACAACAGCGUGAAGUGGGCUCACCUGGGCGCAGACAGCAGACUCCAGGACACUCGAGGCCAAGGACAAGUGGUGGAGACGGGGCUGGUGCUGGGGGUGGAGCUGGAGCUGACUGGGGGCAUCACAAGCACCUGAGCAAAGCUGAGAGUAAAGGAAGCACAAACAGUUUUGUAAGCACACCUUCUGUAUCAUCCUCGGGAUAUAUCACCUUUCACUCUGAUUCUGUCGGCUCCACAACCUAAAUGCAAGUUUCCCCUUGUUAAUAUCAACAUUAUACUAAAGUUAUUAUCUUAAUGAAAACCACUGGAAUAUUUGCCGUUAUGAGAAAGUGACAGACUUGAUUAUUUGGCCUUUUUACGUGUGCCACUUUUGCGUUUUAUUAUAUAUACCACCAAUAGCUGUUAUGCUAAAUGGCCUUUGGAGUUUUCAACUUACCAGGCCUAACUGCAGGAUGGUGAAAAGGUUGAGUGGUCCUGUUAUUCAGUUUUCACAGCACAGAAUAUCCACUGAGGAUACUUUUUCCAGCACUGGCACAAAUAAGCAUUAUAAAUGGCGUGAACAUUCCCACACCUUGUUUUUGUUGUUUGAUGUUGUUUCUUAAGAAAUGCUGAAAGAAUUGGAGGAGGUAGUUUUUAGGGAGGUGUUUCUUUAUUUUUUUUCACUUAAGAACUUGAACUUAAUUUGCAUUUUAUUUGACAUGUAAUGGAUGUUUGUUUUGUUGUAUGGACACAUUUGCUUUCAAACUAGAUCUUCCUGAAAACUGCCCAUUUACCUUUAGACUGACUUAAGGAUAUCACACGAUGCAUAUUUCUUUUAUUUGAUCAUGACGUACAACUUUUUUUAUUCAAAACACAUUGAACGCUUUUUUCAAACACCCUGUGCUGGAGUAAACUGAAAGUGGUUAAUCCAAACUCUUUCCAGAUGUAAUGCCUAAUAGUUUUACAGUUAGUGUGAGAGAUAUUGAGAUAUAACAUGAAGGCCCCUAAAUUCUUAAUGAAAAUGUGAAGUUAAUUUUGAAGGAUUGACAUGUAUAUAUGAAGGAUAUUGGGUGUAUGGUUUUGGUGUUCUUUUUUGUUUAAUGAAAAUUUUGCUUCUAACAUAGUUCACAGUCCUUAAUAUUCCAGUGUUUGUGUUCCCUUAGAAGAUCAUGAGGCACAACAGUCACUCAGCACAACGGAUAUUUACAUACAGGACAUCAGAAAUGAAAUUAUUCUCUGUCUUGCCCAACUGAGUGUGUCAGCCUGACCUCCUCUUAUUUGUUUCGGCAGCACCAAUAGCGAUUUUCUUUAAAAGAACCAACUAAGAGAAACCUUCAAAAGAUGUUAAAAUGCCUGAUAGUCUAAUAAUUACAGACUUCAGACUGACUACAUGUAGCUUAACUGAAAUGCUGAUGUUGCACCUAAAUAAAAUUAGGAACAAAUUAAGGGACAUUGAGAACUGAAUGGAAUUUGAUUAGAAUUGCACAUUGUAUGUACAGCCAUGUUAACCAAAUUUAAGCAUUCCUAUAGCCCUGAGGGAAUGCUGUUUGGAAAAUUAAGGUUUAGUUUCUAUAAAUGCAGCCUAUAUUUGGAGAGAGAAUGUGAUUACUUCACAUCAUAGCAAGACAUAAAAGAUCAUGGACAAAAAUAGUACUACUAAAUUAUGAGUGAAAUGCCCUCCAUUGCCACAUAAAUGCCUCAUAAUUUUGAGAAAUUCUCGCUUAACACACACUAACAAUGGGCACUGGAGUGAACGUUACAAUAUCUUUACACAGCACACUUUUAAAUUGACAAAUUACUUAUAUUUACCAAAUGUGACAAUUUGCUGGCUAAAAGAGGAAAAUUCUUAUUGAGAUGUAACAGCAGUAAUAGCUUUGGGCUUUGACCUCUCAUAGACAGUAACUGCUAACAUGAAUGUAUUUGCACCAAUUAGGUGUAUGUUUUCAAAGAACUUUUUAAGACUACAAGAACAACAUGAAAGGAAAAUAUCCCCUUUGACAGUUUUAUUAGUUGUGAAUCCUCUCUGCUAUUACCAUUCAAGUCAUAAAGUUGCAUAUACAUUUUUGCUCAUCUAUGGUCAUUUAAAUUUUUUAAGUUUAAAUUUUCAUGUAUUAGUGUACCUCGCACUCAUUGCAGCCCUUUUCAGUUGUACAAAUGAGUUGAACUGUAUGUUUCUGUGGAGGCAAAACAUCACAUUCCCCUGUCAAACUUUGCUAUGGCUGAGAUUUUUGCAUUUUGUUGUGUUUACAAUAUUAAAAUAUAAUUUUGUAACAUAUUCAAAGAUUUACAACUCAAAUAUGAAUGAUGUUAAAUAUUAUGAUUUUCUUGUUCCAAUGAUGACUUUGUUAAAAGAUGUGACUGAUUAAAUUCACAAGAUGAUG